Homalodisca vitripennis (glassy-winged sharpshooter) is the source of this 3082-nucleotide messenger RNA. RefSeq lists its product as uncharacterized. The transcript is spliced from 2 exons. NCBI's taxonomy places the organism in Eukaryota, Metazoa, Arthropoda, Insecta, Hemiptera, Cicadellidae. The coding region runs from base 143 to 844 and encodes 233 amino acids. The record is from RefSeq and is a predicted model, not a curated record.
AAGUGGACUUGAGUGGUUCUUCUCAAAAGACUUCAUAACAAGGUUUAAUCGCACAGACAGUAAUAACACAGUGGAAGUGAAACAUCAGUUAGCUAGAUUUUAUAAGAGAUAGUAUAUUAUACUUCAAUGGUUCCCUAACAAAAUGAAACAGAAAGCUCAUGAAAUAAUUCUCUUAUGUGUAAUAAUGUGUGCUAAUGUUUGGACAGUUUGUAGUGUGGAGGAUGAAGAUAGUUAUGGUGAGAUAAUGGGUAAUGUCGAAGAAGGAACUAAGGGAUAUGAGUUCCAACUUGACACAGGGGCCAGGAAGGAUGACCGUCCUGACAGUGAAUUGACAUAUUUGGAACUCCUUGACAGAAACAUUUCAAGGAUAUUAAUGGACCCACAAAAGGGGCAAGGCCCAUUAUUGAUGAAAUUCAUUAAAAAAUUUGCAGAAGAAGCACUUCAGCUGCGAGAUAUGUUACUGAAUAAGACAACAAAGGUGAACAAUUCUCUGGUAGAAUCAGCUAUCAAGGUGUAUCAACGCUAUGGUCACCCGAGGUUCAUGACUGUGAUCGUCACAAAUGGUGGGGAGCACUUGCAAAACACUCUGGACUUAUCUGAUGACUCAAUGUGGGAUUUUUAUGGGUACAGACAAAAAGCAAAUGAGUUCUGGGAUGACAUAAGGGCAGUAUUGGUGCAGAAACAUAGAAGUGAUAAAAUUGAAGCAGAAAGAUUUAGAAAUCUUCCGUGGCCAAAGCAUUUGGAUAACUUGACUGAUUUUGAAAAGGCCGUUUUGGAAAAGAGUGAUUUAGAUUCAGACUUGGACUUAGCAAAUGUACUAAAUGUUAAGUCAACUCUAUUUUGACUGUCUUUGCAUAUUAUAGAAACCCGUAAGGUUAUAUUUUACAAGAAAUAAUUUACAUUUUUUACUAUUAUUACCGUACUUUGCACUUUACUGUGUUUAGGUCUUCGUCCUCUAUAAUAUGAAUAACAUUUAAACGAUUCAAUCACUUUUUUUACUGAGAAAGACUAAUAAUGACACCAAUUUGAAUCAAUUUUAUAAAAUUACCUCAUUGUGGUUUAUUACGUUUUUUAUUCUAUAUAUAAAAAAGAAAGGAAAAAAUUGUCAUGAUUAAUUAAAACUAUGUUAAUUAAUUUUUAAUGGAAAAAUGUCAUAAUAUGAGUUGAAGAUCAUUGAGAUAUUUAAUUUCCAAUUAAAAAUUUCAUAAAUUUCCUUGACAUUAUUUGUUAAAUGAAACACAUGCAAAUCCAAGAAUAUUUAUAGUGUAUCAUUGUUUUAUUCCUUUUUAUACUUUAUCGUUAAACAUCAAAGCAUGUGAAUACUGUACACUUAGAAUCAUUUUGAAGAAAUAAAACCAAUAAGUUUGGUUUUUUGUAAUUUCAUUAAUUUCCAUAAGUGUGUAAUUUAAAAAAUACUUUUUUGUUUUUUUUAAAUUUAAAAUAAGGAAUAUAAUAAGUGGAAGAUUAAAAUAUUACAUAAUCAUUACGAGAAAAAAUUAUUAAGAACUGUUUAAGACACCUUUAUAAUUGGCUAUCAUAAUGUAGAUUUGUUUUAUACUUAAUCUAUUUGAUUCAAGGUCAAUGGACUCAUCACAUGUGUCAAUAUCUGUCAAAUAAUAGUUAAUUAACUAGAAACUCUAAUACUUACUCUGAAAUGAGUCAUCCUAAAUACAUACAAAGAAAUAUCACAUUAAUGGUUUUGUAACUAUUUAACUUUGAAUCAUUUAAAUGAGAUGUUGUAAAAGAAGAAUUCAGUAUAUAAUAUUCACUAAAUAUUAUGUUAAAACAACAUGUUAUUAUAAUUACUGUUAGUUUAAUUCUGACUUUAUAUAAAAACGGUUGUGUGUGUCACUUUACUUUUAUACCUGUUCGUAAUAGUGAAAUGAGUCAAGCGAAUGCUUCCGAGAAGUCAACAUCCGAGGAGUCUUCAGAGAAACUUUCAUUCUUUGAAAUGCUGGACGACACCAUAUACCAGUCGUUGAGUAACCCGAAACCAGGGUGUUCAGACAAACUGUUCACAGACAUAGAUAUGUUCCACAACUGUUUGGAGAGAGUGAAGAGGAUGUACUUGGACAUGGAAGGGGAGAAGAUUGAGAGCCUGAGGAGUUCCGUUGUCAAACUGUACGCUACCAGAGGCGGCCCGACAUUCACACGCUUCCCAAUAGACAAACCUGAGAACAAAAAAAGGUUAAUUGAUGCCUUUAAAUGGAAUGAUGACAACUUCACAAAACUAUUUGAGCUGCAAGAAAAAUUAGAAAAUGUUUGGUACGCUGUGAGGCACAUUGUUAUAUAACUAGUUAUUACUUAACUACUUGCGUUUACCGAACACAUCAAUAAUUGGAACAAUACUGUGCACGUCAAUGUUUUGGUAGUUUGUGCUCAAUAACAACAUAUAUUCCCCGGCGAGGUAGAUAUGUUUCAACUGUGAUUAUUCCUGAAAAUUAACUGAAAAAAUGGUUCAGAAUUUUGAAUUUAUGGUGCUGAAUAUAACAGCUGCAGUAAAUGAAGAAACCUUAUUGCUUUAUAUGUCCAAAGGAGGGCCAAUAUUUACUCGCUUUCCUAUAAAUAACCCUGAAAAUAGAAGAAAGCUAAUCGAUGCUUAUAGCUGGACUGAUCAAGAUUUUGAAAUAUUCAAACUUCGCCAAAAACAAAUUGAAAACACAUGGUAUAGAGUACAAAUGAAUAUACUUGAUAUGAAUCAGCUACCCAGAGUAAGAGGAAGGAAGGAUGCAAAGUUACCGUCAUCUACUCAGUCUGUUUGAGACAUACUGAUUGAAAUGAAAAUAUCAAACUCCCAUUUAAACACGAAGUGAGUAACAGUUUUCAAUUUAUAUUUCAUUUUUCACAACACAUUGAUUUGUUUAAUUUUGAAAAUUGGUUUGAACAGAAGCUCAGUGUAUAAAGUAAUGUUUUUAGUAACAGUUUAUUUAGGCUUAUGAAUAUUCCUAUGGAUAAUUCUGAAAUUUUUUAAAAGUAUUUCACGCUGUGUACAGUUAAAAGUAAAAUUAUUAUGUAAUGUAAAAUAUAAGCGUGUUAGUAAUUCGAUUUGUAAGAGUGUUAAAUAAAGUUUAUUGAGUGAGUA